AUGGCUGCCGUUGCAAAACAACCGACAAUUGCAGGCGGUGCCCUCACCGUGGAAGCCCUCCCUUCCAGCACGCUCACUCCUAACUUUUUUAACUCAAUUUUCAAUGACGGCAUGAAUCCGUUUGAUGAAUUCUUUGCCGGCUCACCUACUCCAGGUAACCUUGCCGCUCUAUCUGCAUCUACGCGGAAAGAACAUCUUCAUCCCGACAAGCCCAGACUCAUCAGGGACGAAACUCUGCCUGCGAUAAAUACUAAACUCGAUCAAACUCUUACACCCGAACAGUCACCAAAAUCUUUAAAUGCUACAGGCUCUUCACUUCUCUCACAUCUAAGACUAUCUCGUAGUCCGAGUCCGUUCGCUUUCGACUCGAUUGCAACUACAUUUCCUGAUAGUCCUGUUUCAUCGAUAACACCCAUCACUAGUCCGGAAGAACUAACACCGAACACCAUCAUGGCGAGGGAACAGUUCAUCAUUUCGACACCUGCCGAACAUGUGGCUACUCGGAAGAACUCGAAUAUUCAAAACCUUGAUAACUCACAGACCAAUUUGAAAAGAAAUCUGUCCUUGCCUCAGACUUGGAAUUCGAAUACUAUGGGAGUCCCAAUCACUGAACAAAGAACAGAGAGUAUAAGAACAAGGAGACAAACCCUUCCCCGAGGUGUCGAAUGCUUAGCGAAGCCCGCCACUAGGUCGAGGCAGAGAUUGCUCUCGGAUACACCAGCCACUACACCGUUUUCACGAAUGGAUGGAAUCUUUGUUACUGAAAAUAUCCCAUCGGCUGAGAUCAAGGCAGAGCCUACUAGUCCUACAACGCCUAACUUUCAAUUACUCAACUCUACAGCUGGCCGAAAGAGGAAGAAGUCAUCCGUAGAAGUCGAAGACGACGGCGAUGAUGAUCUUGAUGGCAGACUCAAUGAAUCAGACAAGCGAGCGCGCUUCUUAGAGCGCAACCGAAUUGCUGCCAGCAAGUGCCGAAAGAAGAAGAAGAUCAUGAACCAGCGUUUGGAGGAGAAGAGUCGACUUCUAGUCCAACAGAACCGAUUUUUGAAUGCUACUCUUGUGAAGUUGCGUGGCGACGUCCUAAGACUCAAGCAAAUGGUACUGACCCACCACGGAUGCGGGAACCCAGCAAUUGAGCAAUAUCUGCAACAUGAAUCAGAAAAGUACCUGGUAGCAGACAGCGAAGAAGCCGCCAAGAAGAGGGAGGAUGCUCGCCUAGCCAAUAGCCUUGCGAAAUCCGCCGGAAUCAACGGAAUCGUUAAAACGGAUGAGAGCUUCCAUACAAACAUGGGUAGUAGCAGCUCUGCCUGGCUCAACGAGUUCCACAGCUUCCAGGAAGUCGAAUCGGAGGUCCUGAAACAGUCACAGCUCCUCGACUUCAACGACGAUGACUUCCAGAAGCUCCUUCUUGGUGACCAGCUCACCGUCCUUCACGACGACUUCGCGGCAUCUCCACCUGCUUACGACUAG
This is a messenger RNA of Orbilia oligospora ATCC 24927, 1470 nucleotides long. RefSeq lists its product as uncharacterized. The record is from RefSeq and is a predicted model, not a curated record. The transcript has a single exon. Lineage: Eukaryota; Fungi; Ascomycota; Orbiliomycetes; Orbiliales; Orbiliaceae. Bases 1 to 1470 code for a protein of 489 amino acids. Gene Ontology annotation, molecular function: RNA polymerase II cis-regulatory region sequence-specific DNA binding; DNA-binding transcription factor activity, RNA polymerase II-specific. Gene Ontology annotation, biological process: regulation of transcription by RNA polymerase II.